UGUUUAUCCAUGUCUGCUGGUUAGUCGCUGGUAAACCCUGUGAGGAGACUGUAAACGUGUUCAUGUUUUAAAUAGUAAAUUAAACAUUGUUUAAAUCGGACCGCUGAGUAGGGGAAUAGUUUUUAAUGAGCUUUUCUCCUCGACGGAAGUGGUCAUCGACGCGUUUGAACUUUUUUGCAGCUACGCCACCGAGUUUUUCCGCGGCGAGUAAAACCUCUUAAAUAAUCUUUUUCACUAAAUAUUAAAAGAUGAACAAAGAGUCCAGACUCAAAGCAACAAUAAACCAGAAGCUCACAGAGACAGGGGAAAGAGAGAGGCUGAAAGAGUUGUUGAGAGCCAAGCUCACGGAGUGUGGAUGGAAGGACCAAAUGAAGGCGCACUGCAAAGAGGUCAUCAAAGAAAAGGGUUUGGAGCACGUCACGGUGGAGGACCUUGUUGUAGAGAUCACCCCUAAAGGGAGAGUUUUGGUGCCAGACAGCGUCAAGAAAGAACUUCUUCAAAGAAUCAGAGCCUUCUUGUCUCAGCAUGCCUCGUAAUUUGUCCAUUUCAUAAUUUGCCAACAAUUUUUUGACAA
This is a messenger RNA of Nematolebias whitei (Rio pearlfish), 574 nucleotides long. RefSeq names its product ENY2 transcription and export complex 2 subunit (gene eny2). Gene Ontology annotation, molecular function: chromatin binding; transcription coactivator activity. Gene Ontology annotation, biological process: regulation of transcription by RNA polymerase II; positive regulation of DNA-templated transcription; poly(A)+ mRNA export from nucleus. Gene Ontology annotation, cellular component: nuclear pore; DUBm complex; SAGA complex. The transcript is spliced from 5 exons. Lineage: Eukaryota; Metazoa; Chordata; Actinopteri; Cyprinodontiformes; Rivulidae. The record is from RefSeq and is a predicted model, not a curated record. The coding region runs from base 249 to 536 and encodes 95 amino acids.